Cercospora beticola is the source of this 570-nucleotide messenger RNA. RefSeq lists its product as uncharacterized. The record is from RefSeq and is a predicted model, not a curated record. Lineage: Eukaryota; Fungi; Ascomycota; Dothideomycetes; Mycosphaerellales; Mycosphaerellaceae.
AUGGAUAGCCAGGACGAGCUACAUCACGCGCUGGCAACAGCUGAGCAAUUUUGGGCGGUCGCGAUAAUCUUGCUGAUAUUCAUCUUGGGACCUGAUGUCACACAGCGCGGCGAUAUAUUUCCACGAUACUACAUCAAGUCUACUCGAUGGCCAGGAAUGGUGACUGUGCUAUUCGGACCUGUACUCGCCAGUAUCAUCAUAUAUCUCUGGCUAAGGUUUCGCUUCACGUAUUCAGAGCUCCUACCUGGGUGUCGGCCUCUUGAAUACUCGGCGUCAGUGGUGGGCCUUAGCCCAGUAGCUUGGGCAUGCAAUUUGGAGAGGCUAUCGCAGUGGGCAGCGAUCGUUGCGAAAGAAGGCAUCACAGCUCAGUCGCUGCUAUCAUUGUGGAAGAUGGCUUUCGUGCAGGACGUGGUUGCAGGCGUCGGCUUUGUGGCAUUCACUACCUGGCUGAAGAUAUAUUACCCAUACCAUCUUCACAAGCUGAAUACUCGGGAGAGCGAUCACGGAGAUGACAAGACUUCCACCUCCCCUGCAGAUUCUGGCCCGCGUGAUGGAGAGUCUCUUGUAUGA